AAAACUGGUGCCUGCCUGCCUAGCAACGCAUAAACAAGCAUUUUUAAAUUGAUUCAAUAACAUUUUCUAAUAUUUGAAUUUUUUUUCUUUGAUAAUGGACGAAGAAGUACAAGCAGAUAUACCAGAGCCUGUUGGAGAAGAAACCGAACUAAAAAUUAGACCUUUAGAACGAGUUAAGCUUAACCCAAAAGCACCCAUUGAACCUUCAGCAUACGGCAAAGGAAAGAAUUUCAGUAGACCAUGGAUUUUACAAGAUGGUCGUGAAGUACCUGGACAAGGCAGUGAAAUGCGAGAUAAUUAUAAAAUUCCUAAAAAAUCGACCCACAUUGAAGGUAUUCGAAAACGUAUGCUGACUGACUUUUUUUGGGAACAAAUGCUAGAUGAAGUAAUUGAUGAAUUAGCAACAUCACAACCUGUUGAUGAAUACUGUUCUGAGUACGAAGCGAACUAUGUGAAGGACCAGUUUGAACCACGCAAUCUGGAGAGCACUGCAGAUAAAAAUAUGCAUCUUAAAUAUCCUUUAUACGGAACAGGAUCCAGUGCGAUAACUUAUUACAGCGAGAAUAUUAUAAAGACUGGACCCGGAGAAAUAUUAGAAAAAUUCAGGAGAUGUCAAUAUUUUACAAAACCAAUGGAGGAAAGAUUAGAUAUCGGUUGGGUUUUGUAA
Messenger RNA from Vanessa tameamea, 667 nucleotides. RefSeq lists its product as uncharacterized. The coding region runs from base 95 to 667 and encodes 190 amino acids. The transcript has 4 exons. The record is from RefSeq and is a predicted model, not a curated record. NCBI's taxonomy places the organism in Eukaryota, Metazoa, Arthropoda, Insecta, Lepidoptera, Nymphalidae.